AUUUUUCUGCUAACGUUAUCCAAAAAAAAUUCCAAAAAAAGCCAGUUACAUCACAGAGCACACAUUAUGAUCCGGCCAUUACCAUUUCUUCUGCUGUUGUCAUCACUGGCAGGGGUGGCCACCCUUUCGUGUAACAUUUGUGCCGAUGUGGGUCUCGACGAGUUUGGAGAAUGUCUAUCGCAAUUCGAUUACGACUGCAGUCCAUAUGCCAGGAGAUUCCCGGCAAGUGAGAAAAUCUACUGUAGAAGCACGAGGACAAGGAAUGCAACAAGUAAAUCCUACACAAUAAUGAAGGAAUGCAUUUCGGAACAAGACCACUACAAGAAUUAUCCUCAGAAAGGCUACAGCAUUGACGAGGAAUGUGAUCUGGUAGACGUUCAGGGAGUUGAGAUGGCCUACUGCCUCUGCAGAUCGGAUCACUGUAAUAAAAACCCGAUUGCCGAGCAGUUCAUGGAUUUCGAGAAAAAACAUCCUGAGCUCUUCGGUGAUAUUGAAGAAGCUCGUCCGCCAAGCCCUCCUAGAGAGCCACCUACGUUCAGGUCAGGAGAAGCUCCAUUGAAGAUUCAGCCGCUACCUCCUGGUAUGGCGCAGCACGUACCGUCUCCGAGCUCUUUUGCCGCACCAAUUUUGAAUCCACCGGCGAUUGUUCCAAUUAAUGAUUUGAGGACACAAUCCCAAUCAAAAUCGUCUGAAAUUAUUGAAAUCCGUCGUUCUCAACUUCCAUCACGAGCCUCGGGAAUCGAGACAGAGAUUAGUAGUCAACCAAGACGACCGAUCAGUAACUCCCGGGAAACUGAAGUUCCGAUCAUGAACCUGCCAACAAAUCAUAUUAGUCAGGGAUCUUUUGUAGGAAGUGGUCAGAUUGUGCCAAAUCCACCGCAGUUGCCGACGAAAGAAAUUUCUUCCUCAACAAUGAGAUGUAUUCAGUGUGGAGAUGGAAGUCUUAGAAAUGUAAAUGAAGAAUGCAAGAGACAAGUACAAGUCGAGUGUGCUUCAGAGAGAUCGUUGUGCUUUACGCGGCAAAUUGAUUUGGGGAAUAGCAUGUUCGGCAUGGAGAAAAUGUGCGUACUUCCCGAGCAACUGGUUAACGAGUUCGGCGAGGCCGCCAGAAACGAAGGAUGCGGUAGUUCGAAUGCCGGAAGAGUUCAGUAUUGUGCAUGCUCUUCACCAGUCUGUAAUCAGCUUCCGUUGGCUCAGCAGAGACAACUCCUCACCGCCAUAGCUCCAGCCCGCUCAAAAACCGUCCCAGAUCUUGCAACUCCAGAGCUUCCAAUCCCCCAACCUCCAAGAUUCGCCGAGGUUCCCCCGAUCCCCGAUGCCCCCACAAACCCUCCAACAACAACUACACCACCUCCACCACCGCCAACUCGUGCUCCACGACCCAUCAUCCCAACAGAAGUGCGACGUCCUCAAAUGCCGUCUCUGAUUUGCAUAACCUGUGGAGAAGCCAACAUGGCGGAUCCAACAGCCGACUGUUCGUCUGCAGCUGAAGAGGCUUGUGAUGCGAAUGCAAAGUACUGUGUCACUAAGCAAACACAGAUUUCUACAAGUUCAUUUGCCAUGGAGAAGAGAUGUUUGUCGGAGAUUGAUGCAGCUGUUUUCUUGCCAGGGGAGAAGCUAACCGAAGGAUGCGCCACAAGUGAAGGUGGUCUUGUGAACUACUGUAUUUGUCGGGGAAACACAUGUAAUCGACCGUCCCUUCUUCAGCAGGCUCAGUCUUCAGGAGUCCGCGAUUCCCUCGAAGAGCAGCGUCUAAUGGAAGAACAAAUCCAAAAAUCCCAACGUUUUGCCAAUUCUCUCCAAACAAAUCGAGUACCAAAUCAAGCGAACGUGGGAGUUCUCCCACCAAAUCAUAGCCAUGAGAACAAGGAAAAACCAAAACUUCCGCCAGUUUUUCUGGAUGAAGAUGAUUCGUUGGAGGUCGCAAAAGACGUUCGGACUGAGGAUGACAUAAUUAAAGAACGGCAAAGAGAAUGGGCGAGAGCCGGAGAGACACGGGCGGCGGCGAGCUAUGUCACGUUGACAUCCUCACUGCUUGUCAUCUCAAUUCUUCGUUUGCUCUGAAAAAGGAAAUUUAGAAAUUUUAAAAAUAAUUCUGUAUUUUUUGUUUGAAAAAAAUUACUGACGUAUGUAUACUAUGUCGUCUUUAGACCUAGAUCCUCUCCUCAAUUGGUUUAUUCUCCUUGUCCGUACCAAAUUGGCUCACACUAUGGGUUCCCUUUGUCACUUUAAUUUAUUCUCAAUUCAUCAAUGAUGUGAUUUGCUUCCGUUUUGUUGUCUUUUUUUAUUUCGAAAAUUGAAUAAACAUUUUU
Molecule: messenger RNA, 2312 nt
Organism: Caenorhabditis elegans
Lineage: Eukaryota; Metazoa; Nematoda; Chromadorea; Rhabditida; Rhabditidae
Gene: W06A11.1
Product: Protein quiver
Source: RefSeq, marked reviewed